Messenger RNA from Stylonychia lemnae, 3855 nucleotides. NCBI's taxonomy places the organism in Eukaryota, Ciliophora, Spirotrichea, Sporadotrichida, Oxytrichidae. The record is from the annotation of a GenBank genome assembly.
AUGACAAAGACGUGUACCAAUAAUCAUUAAGCGUUAACCAAGAAAAUUGCCUUGACAAUUGAUGAAAUUUAGGAUUCACUUAGUCUAGAAAGCCUCUAUCUUGAAAGCUAUGGUUUGACUUUAGAUGCUAAUACCUAUAUUGACAAUUCUGCUUCUAAAUAAAAUGGAAUAAUAAACAUUAUAAAUGUCAAGAAACUCAGAAUAUCAAAUGAGACAUAUAUUAAUAAUACUGAUGCAUUCUUUUAAAAAUCAACUAUCCUUGCUCAAAAAAUAAUUUAAGAAUACAUACCUUAGGACACAAAUUAAGAAAUAAAUAUAACUGGUAUUGAUUCUGAUUUUAACCUUGCUGCUUCACUUAUUAAAAUUUAGAGAUCUAGAUUUGUCGAUAUAAAUUUAAUCAACUUUGAUUCUAAUUACUUGAUAGAGCCAAAUUCAAGCAUUAAUAGAGCUCAAACAAUAUUUCUUACUGAUAUAAUAGAUGGUAGCUAACUUAGUAUAAUUCAAACAAAUACUAAUACAUAUUAACUAACAAAUAGUAGCUAUGACAAUUGGUAUUUAAAAGAUUCAAGUUUUAGAUAGAAUUCUUUAUUAAACAUUGGAGGCUUUUUAGGUAUCCCACUGAAAUCUAACUUCCCACAGUCUCAAAAAAGUUUUAACUUGAUUCAUGCUGGUAUUGAAUUCUAAUAAGAAGCGUAUAUCUAACUAAUGAAUACCUAGUUUUUAAACCUAAAUUUUAAUAAAUCCGAGGGAACAAUUCUUGGAAUAUAAAGUGGCACUUUCUUCAAUUUAAUUGCAGAUCAAUGUGUAUUUAGUGAAAUUAGGAAUUCAAUCUAUGCAGGCAUAGUUUUCGCAAAGAUCUCUGUCGGUAUAAAUAUAGAGAUCUCAAACUCCUUUAUAAAUACAUUUGAGUCUUAUUUUGGUGUAGGAGGAAUUAUAAAUCUUUAAACUAAUAGUGCUUCUCUGAAAGUUAAGAAUACUCUAAUUUAAAGUAUUCAUACUAACGGAACUGCUCCAUUUUGUAUUAUAACUUAAGAUUAUAUUAACAUUCAAGUUAGCAGCAAUACUUUAAUCAAAAAUGUAGUUGGUGGAUAGGAUGGAGGAAUAUUCUUUGUUUCUACCGAAAUGCUUGAUUUAACUAUUUAAGACUCAGAAAUAAAAUAGAUAUUUACAAAUGGAAGUGGUGGUCUAAUUUAUAUUUAACCAAAUGAUCAUUUAACAAAUGCUAUUGGUGCUGGUGGAAUAUAGUUCCUAAACUCGUAAAUAGGAGAUAUAUAUGCAAAUUAAGGGUCUAUCAUUUAUUUCAAUGCAUCAUUAGUCGAACAUGACUUAUUUCCCUAGCCCUUACUAUUAGAAUCUACUGGUAACUUUUACGAAUUCUUUAAUUAUCAAUAAAUCGAGUGGGUGUUUCAAAACUUCCCGAUAUAAAUAUCUGAACUUAUUUUUCAAACUUUGGGGACAGUAUAAUUUGAUCAAAUAGAAUUAGUUGACUCUGAUACAUUAUCAUUUGGAAGAUUGAUAACUAUAGGAGGUGAACAAUAAUCAACUGUUUACUUGUCAAACAGUUAUAUUAAGUUAAACCUUGCGAUUGCUGUUUAGGGGGUAUAGCUCAAUGAAUUUAAGAUAAACUAGAUGUAAACAGAUUCACUUGGUUAAAUUUUAAAUAUUAGCUCAUAGAAUGCGUGCUAAGUCUCUUUGACUAAAGUUUAGUUAACUUGUAGUGAAUAACCUUUUGAUGUUGAAUAAACUGCUCUACUUUUAUUACAAGACGAGGUUAAAACUCAAAAGAGUAUGUUUUACUUUGAAAAUGCUUUGAUAUUUUCAUAAUUAAAUAGAAUUAUCAAUUGCUUUAUUGCUGAAAAAGGAGCAAUUUAUCAAACAAAGAACUCAUCAUUUUACGAUUAAAAUUCAAUAUAUCAAGAUUUAGCAGCUUUAAGAGGGGCUUUAGGAUAUUUCGAUAAUUCUCAAGUCUAUUUUUAAUCGAUAUUUGUUAGAUAGACAAUUGCUUAGCUUGGAGGAUUUCUAGAAAUCUUUGGAAAUUCUCUAUUAGAAAUUAAGUCCUCACAAAUAGAGACUCUUUGGACGACCAUAAAUGGAACAUGUAUUUAUGUAUAUGAUGAAUAAAAUUAAAUCACUAUUAGAAUUUAAGAGACUUCUUUUAGAGAUUUAAAUCCAUAUAUAAACUAGCUAAAUUUUGCAAAUUAAGCCAAUGGAGGUUUGAUUUAUGCCAAAGGCAAAGUCAAUUUUAUUGCAAAUCAAAUUCAUUACCCACAGAUUAUUUCUAAAGAGAUUCCCUUUCUUAAGUUGAUAUUAAUACAGCAAUAACUGUUGACUCUCAGACUUAAUGAAUUGUAUUGCUAACUUUGGAGGGAUGAUUUAUCAGGAUAAAUUUUCUCAGAUUAAAUUGAAGUUUGGAUGGAUACGUUUUGCAAGCUCUCUAAAAAGUGGGGCUGUGCUAUAAGUUUAUAAGAUGGAGGGUCUUUCUAUAUUGAUUCUAAUGAUAUGCAAUUUGAACUUCUAGUUUUAACUUGCUAAACAACUGAAUCAAUUAAUGGAUCUGGAGGAUUUUUGUAUAUCAAAGAAGCUAAUUACAGCAAUAUUAACAACUUAUAAUUAACGGAUUCUUAUUCUGCUUAAAAUGGCUCAUAAAUUUACACUCAAAAAUAGGGGCUAUAAUUUGUCUUAUCUAACUCUGGUUUCUAUUAGGUUUCAAAUAAAGCUGUAAAUAAAUACCCUUAUGAUAGUUUAAUUGAAAAUUCUGGAGGCAUCACUCUUUUAAAUACUAAAUCAAUAAUUUUAAGCUAUAAUUAAUUCGACGGUAAUUCUAUCUCAAAAAGAGGUGGAGCAAUAUUUGUAUAAGGAGGAUAUUUAUCAGUUUUAGGAUGCAACUUUUAAUAUUUGUACGCGUUUUAUGGGGCUGCAAUGUUUUUGGAAAAUGUUGAGGUUGCAGUAUUUGAAAGCUUAGUUAUCGAAACAAGCCUAGCUAAAUAUCAAGGAGGUGCAAUAUUUAUUAAGAAUCCAAAAGGAGAUAUCAAAAUCUUAGACUCAGUUUUUAAUAAGGUAGUAGCAGAAAAUGAGGGAGGAUGUGUAUACUACUUAGUAGAAGAUAUGAAUUCUGGGACAUAAGGAACUACUAAUAGUCUUUUUCUAACACUUGAGUUCAGGAAUGUAAAUAUGACUAAGGUCAAAGCUAUUACCGCCAGUUCUGUAUUAGUAUCAAGUUUACGAACUAAUGUGUAUUUCGAGUCCUGCUAACUUAUCUAAUCAUAUGGUGAAACUAUCAACUCUAUUUUCAUUGAGAUGGCAAAUAUGGUUGAGAUAAAUAACUUUUAUGCGGCUAGUAUUUACUCGAGAACUCAUUCUAGUUUCUUGUAUGUAAACAAUGUUGCAGAUUCAGUGAAUGUUCGCUUUUCAUAAAUAUAUUGUAGAACAUCAUUAGAUAUCAUCAGUUAUCCUGAAAUUAUCUGGGGAGCAUCAUUACCAGUUGAUGAAAAUCAGUAACAACAAGAAUCUGAGUAGACUACUAUAUUUGAUUUUGAAACAAUAGGAUAGUUGUAUUACUUAGAUAGAGAUAUAAUGACUCCAAUAAUUGUGAAAUCUGCAAAGUAGUUUUUCAUAGAAAAUAUGUAUAUGAACUGUAAAAUGGACAGAUUAAACACUCCUAGGACUUAAGCCUUAAUAAUAUUUCAACCUUAAAUGCAUAUUGAGUUGAUUGGAUCUUAUUAUGGAAUCUUUGCAGAUAUAAAUUCUUAUUACUAAGAUUGUGAAGGAUUGAAUGGAGGAAUCUAUAGUUUAUAAUAUCAUAAAGCCUAUCUCUAUAAUAAUACUGUGAUUAAACUUGUCUCUAGUAAUAGUUGA